Molecule: messenger RNA, 123 nt
Organism: Strongylus vulgaris
Lineage: Eukaryota; Metazoa; Nematoda; Chromadorea; Rhabditida; Strongylidae
Source: the annotation of a GenBank genome assembly
AUGCACAUCAUAAAACUUGCUGUUAGGUGCCCGUACGAUACCUUGCUCCAGAAACACUUCAGACACGAAGCUAUACAACAAAAACUGAUGUUUGGACUUUCGGGAUUUAUAUGUGGGAGGUGA